GACUCGACCUUCCAAUACAAAUACCGGCAACAGAUCCGCGACCGCUAUAACUUGGAUCAGUUCUGGUGCGACGUAUCCGUCGACGAGUUGGCCCUCUUUGACGACUCGCUGGCCGACAAGCUCUGCAGACAGCCGGUCGAGUACCUCAAGAUCCUGGAGCUCGCGGCUACGGAAGUGGCCGAUGAGGUGACCCGUCCGCGCGCUGACGACACGGCCGUCCAGUCCAUGCAAGUGAUGCUCGCGAGCGACGCCCACCCCAUAGCGCUCCGGGAGCUGAAGUCGGACCAGAUCUCGCGACUCGUGAAAGUGCCGGGCAUUGUGAUCGGCGCCUCCAAUGUCAGGGCGAAGGCCAUCAAAAUGUCGCUCCAGUGUCGCGGCUGUCGCGAGAUUGUCAACGACGUGAACAUCAGCGCCGGCCUCGAGGGCUACCUAUUGCCGCGUAAGUGUAACAGCGAUCAGACGGGACGGGCGGUCAAGUGCCCGAUCGACCCGUACUUCAUAAUACCCGACCGCUGCGAGUGCGUCGACUAUCAGCUCCUGAAGCUCCAGGAGGUUCCCGAGUCGGUACCGCACGGGGAGAUGCCGCGGCACCUGCAGCUCUACUGCGACCGCUACCUGUGCGAUAAGGUAGUGCCCGGCAAUCGGGUCACUAUAGUGGGCGUGUAUUCCAUCAAAAAGGUGUCCAAACCGGCCAAAGGGGUGAACGAGUCGAGAGCGACGAUCGGCAUACGGGCGCCCUAUAUGCGAGUGGUGGGCAUUGAGGUGAACAGCGAGGGCCCCGGGAGGGCGGCGUCCGUGCCCUACACGCCCGACGAGGAGCAACUGUUCCGCCACUUAGCCGCCACGCCCAACAUCUACGACCGCAUCGCCCGAUCGAUAGCGCCGUCCAUUUUCGGCGCCACAGACAUGAAGAAAGCCAUUGCAUGCCUGCUGUUCAGCGGUUCCCGCAAACGACUGCCCGACGGACUCAACCGCAGGGGUGACAUCAAUGUCCUAUUGCUGGGCGAUCCGGGAACCGCUAAGUCACAGCUGUUGAAGUUCGUGGAAAAGGUGGCGCCUAUUGGUGUCUACACGUCGGGCAAAGGCUCGUCGGCGGCCGGUCUCACGGCUUCCGUAGUCAGAGAUCCCGCUUCGCGCAAUUUCGUGAUGGAAGGCGGCGCUAUGGUGUUGGCCGACGGGGGCGUCGUCUGUAUCGACGAGUUCGACAAAAUGCGCGAAGACGACAGAGUGGCCAUACAUGAGGCGAUGGAGCAGCAGACCAUCUCCAUAGCCAAGGCGGGCAUCACCACAACGCUGAACUCCCGGUGCUCGGUGUUGGCCGCGGCGAACAGCGUGUUCGGCCGCUGGGACGACACCAAAGCCGACCAGAACAUCGACUUUAUGCCCACGAUUUUGGCCCGUUUUGACAUGAUUUUCAUCGUGAAGGACGAGCACAACGAGCGCCGGGACGCCACGAUCGCCAAACACGUGAUGGACGUACACAUCAACGCGCAGAAGACGGUGGACGAGUCCUCCGCGGAGGGGGAACUCAGUCUGAAUGUGUUGAAAAAGUUCAUCUCUUACUGCAAAUCUAAAUGCGGUCCGCGUUUGUCAACGACGGCCGCCGAGAAGCUCAAGAAACACUACGUACUGAUGAGGAACGGUAGCCGCGAGCACGAGCACGAGAUCCAGAAGCGGUCGGCCAUACCGAUAACGGUGCGCCAACUGGAGGCCAUUAUCCGCAUAUCGGAAUCGUUGGCCAAAAUGCAAUUACAGCCGUUCGUGACGGAGGCGCACGUGGAUGAGGCGCUCCGGCUGUUCCGCGUGUCGACACUGGCGGCGGCCAUGUCUGGCGACCUGUCGGGCGCCGAGGGCUUCACCAGCGAGGAGGAGCACCAGUCGAUGCUGCGGCUCGAGAAGCAGAUUAAGCGCCGGUUCCCUAUCGGCGCCCAACUCUCCCAACACGCCAUCGUCGACGACCUCUCCAAACAGAACUUCAGCGAACAGUCCAUUCAGAAGGUGUUGUUCUGUAUGUUGCGAAAGGGGGAGAUCCAACACCGCAUGCAACGCAAAAUGCUGUACAGGAUUAAGUGA
Oppiella nova is the source of this 2073-nucleotide messenger RNA. NCBI's taxonomy places the organism in Eukaryota, Metazoa, Arthropoda, Arachnida, Sarcoptiformes, Oppiidae. The record is from the annotation of a GenBank genome assembly.